AGCGUGUGCAGGAGCUUGAGGAAGAGAAUGAGCUUCUGAAAAAGUGUUUAGAUUUGUCGGCACUUGCGAAAGACGCCGCCAAAAUGGUCAAGCGUCUGAAGUUGAUGACAGAGGUUAAAGAGAGAGAGCAAGCUGUGGUGCCCAGUGUUAAGAUCGACAUAGGUGGAGGAGUCCUUGUGGAGGAGACGGUUCUGGCCCAGCUCACAACGGCCUGCCAUGGGGGGCCAGGGAAAUUUGCAAGGGCCUUGCUGCGCCAUGUUUUGACGGAGGAGGAGCUAGUCGGCCGCUCACUCUUUUGGUACCAAAAAUACCAAGGGGCAAAAGAGGCCCUUGACCCGACCAGCGUCAAAGCUGUGAUAGGCUUUACCUGUCACAAAUUCCCCGCAACAAACAUGGCCUACAUUAAAAACACUCUGGCCUCACUGCUUGCAAGGGACAUCAAGUGUCAGGAGGAGUCCAAAGCUGUGGACAGUGCAAGUGCGGUGCUCCUGUAG
Dermacentor silvarum is the source of this 494-nucleotide messenger RNA. RefSeq lists its product as uncharacterized. NCBI's taxonomy places the organism in Eukaryota, Metazoa, Arthropoda, Arachnida, Ixodida, Ixodidae. The coding region runs from base 84 to 494 and encodes 136 amino acids. The transcript has 4 exons. The record is from RefSeq and is a predicted model, not a curated record. Gene Ontology annotation, molecular function: DNA binding.